Messenger RNA from Talaromyces amestolkiae, 1602 nucleotides. RefSeq lists its product as uncharacterized. Lineage: Eukaryota; Fungi; Ascomycota; Eurotiomycetes; Eurotiales; Trichocomaceae. Gene Ontology annotation, molecular function: phosphoenolpyruvate transmembrane transporter activity; antiporter activity. Gene Ontology annotation, cellular component: endoplasmic reticulum; Golgi apparatus. Bases 1 to 1602 code for a protein of 533 amino acids. The record is from RefSeq and is a predicted model, not a curated record. Gene Ontology annotation, biological process: phosphoenolpyruvate transmembrane import into Golgi lumen. The transcript is spliced from 2 exons.
AUGAGCACAACUACUCUAACGGGCAUUGGACGCCAUCCGUCCAUUCGGCAUCCUUCCACAUGGACACAACCGCAUAGGGAUUCAAGUCCGCACGCGCAGAGCAGUCCGAUAGAUGCCUUUCCCGCUUUUGUCGAUGAGACACCCGAAGCCACUACGAAUGGGAAACCACAGGAGGAGCAGAAUGGCCUUGAUCAUACAUGGCAACCCCGGAAAGCCGGCUAUAAGCCUGCGUCGAAGCAUCGACCACGCAAAAGUAUCAGCGAAACGAUCACCACGAUUAGGAAGCGGAAUGCUAGUAUGAGUGCAAAUGCACAUGACAUAGCGGAAGCAUUGAAAGCUCCGGUAUCAUAUAAGCUGAUUGGCCUCUGUAUCAUUUGGUACAUGACAUCGGCCGUCACCAAUACGUCCUCCAAAUCCAUAUUGACUGCGCUUCCCAAACCGGUCACUCUUACCAUCAUACAAUUCGCCUUCGUGUCGUUUUGGUGUCUACUUCUCACAUAUUGUUCGUCCCUUUUCCCCGGGUUGAAGCAAGCUAUACCUGCUCUUCGUAAUGGCAUAUUGCCACCAUCACGGGAAGUUAUCAUCACGACCCUACCGCUUGCAGGAUUCCAAUUGCUCGGACAUAUCCUGAGCUCAAUGGCGACCUCGCAAAUACCGGUUUCGCUCGUCCAUACCAUCAAGGGUCUUUCGCCGUUAUUCACCGUCCUAGCUUAUCGAGUAUUCUUUCGAAUCAAAUAUGCAAGAGCGACAUACUUGUCGCUGGUUCCUCUCACUAUGGGAGUGAUGCUGGCAUGCGCCACAGGCUUCUCCACGAACUUUUUCGGAAUUAUUUGUGCGUUGCUUGCGGCGCUGGUGUUCGUGUCCCAGAAUAUCUUCUCGAAGAAGCUCUUCAAUGAAGCAUCACGCGCAGAAGCAGACCCUUCUUUAGGUGGGCGACGCAAACUCGAUAAACUUAAUCUGUUAUACUACUGUUCAGCGCUUGCUUUCCUCCUUACGUUACCUAUUUGGUUAUUCUCGGAAGGAUUCUCCCUCAUAUCCGACUUUUUCAGUAAUGGCGCAAUCAGCCUCACUGAGAAAAAAAAUUCGCUGGACCACGGCGCUUUGUUUCUGGAGUUUGUCUUCAACGGCGUAUCUCACUUUGCCCAGAAUAUUCUAGCUUUUGUCAUUCUGUCGAUGGUUUCCCCUGUUUCUUACUCGGUGGCAUCGUUGAUCAAGCGUGUCUUUGUUAUUGUCGUGGCAAUCAUCUGGUUUGGUAGCUCGACGACAUCCACUCAAGCAGUAGGCAUAGGUCUUACCUUCUUUGGGCUAUAUCUUUACGAUCGAAACAGUCACGACGACGCCGCCGAUCAACGAGCCAAUGCUGACCACUUCCGCAACCGCGACUCACUGUUGCCUCUGAAUGCAGUGGCUCCCAAGAAUCGAGAUUCUAAGCCUUUUCAUUUCCUACCUAUUACCGGAGACCACGGUGAACCCGGGGCUUCCAUCGACGAGAAAAAGGACGACCGGUCGAACUCUAUUCGGCCCCGGGGAGCCAGCGUCUCUCGGAAUUGGCUUCCGCCAGGCACCAAGCAAGAGACCACUUGGCAGCGUGGGGAUAACUAA